This is a messenger RNA of Meloidogyne enterolobii, 717 nucleotides long. The record is from the annotation of a GenBank genome assembly. NCBI's taxonomy places the organism in Eukaryota, Metazoa, Nematoda, Chromadorea, Rhabditida, Meloidogynidae.
UUUUGCUGUCAUUUGAUUUUUGUUCGAUUUUAUUGACUUUUUCGCUUAGUUUUGAAAGCUUUUUGUCAUUCGAUUUGUGUUUAGAUUUAUUUUUCCAAAUUUUUAAGGUUCUAGAAACGUCUUUUGAAGUGUUAAAGUAAAUUUAGAUGAAAUUUUAUGUUAAAAAUAGGCUUUUUUAGCCUUGGACUUGCUCAUUUUUCAUUUCUUAAUCGAAUAAAUCGUUAAUUUUUUACUUUUUCAGACAAUCUAUUUUAUCACAAACUAUCAUAAAUUACAAAUAUGGGUCGUCGUAGUGGUCGUAGUGCCUCUCCUCGUUCCAGCGGACCUGUUCGUCGGGCUCCGUCGUCUCCAAUGCGUACUACUACUCCGGCAACUGUUCCACCUCCUGCUCCUCAGCAACGCCAACCUGGGCUUUUAGGGCAAAUGGCUGCGACUGCUGGUGGGGUUGCUAUUGGAUCGGCUGUGGGUCAUGCUGUUGGCAAUAUGUUCUCUGGUGGUCGUUCUGCUGAACAGGAGCAGCAGCCAAUGUACAACGAGCAACAGAGUGGUGGACAGAAGCAAUACUCUAAUGACUGUGAAGUUGAGUGGCGUCAAUUCUUGGACUGCACUGAGCGCCAAAAUGACGUUAGUUUCUGUCAAUCUUUCAAUGAUUUGCUCAAGGAUUGCAAGGCUCGUAUGCAAGGCGAUACUCGUUUGAUGAAGCAGACGUUUACUUAA